AUGGCCAGCACCGACGCCCUACCAAUGGCAAACCUGGGCGCUCGCCGCACACGUGCGGGUGCCACACUGGCGGCCAUCGACAACGAUACGGGCAACCAUGUUGCUGAAGAAGAGGACUACCACGCGACGCCAGCGCUCCCACCGGUGUCCCGCGGCCAGCAGGCCUCCGUCUUAGUUGCGGCCUUCCUGGCCAUUGCGCUGUCCAUCGGCUACAAUCAGUGCUACGGUGUCUUCCAGGAGUACUACUUGUCAGCCAACCAGAACGUGCUGAAAGUCACGACUUUAGCGUCGUCGACUGCAGCAGCGCCCCAGCAGCGGUCAACGGCGUUGCUGGCCUUUGUUGGCACGCUCGGUGCGGGUCUGACCUGGGCCGGCAGCAUCUUUGUCAACCCGUGGUUGUCGCGCGUGGAGUACGCCGCCCUGUCGCAGCCCGCCCAGCAGCGCAGCCGCGGUCGCGGUCGCAUCCAGAGCAAAGUGCUUCGCGCCCUCACCGCGUCGCCGCGCAGCAUUACCCUCGGUGGCGUCGCCCUCAUGGGCCUGGGGUUCCUGCUGGCCAGCUUUGCCACCCAGGUCUGGCACCUGCUGCUCACACAGGGCCUGCUCUACGGCCUCGGCAGUUCCAUGCUCUACUUCCCGCUGCUCGGCCCCGCGCCCGAGUACUUUAACCGCCAUCGCGCCACGGCCAUCGGUCUGAUCCUGUCGGGCGGCGGUGUCGGCAGUCUCGUGCUGUCGCCCGUCGUGCGCGCUCUGCUGUCGGCCGUGGGUGGUCGCUGGACGCUGCGUUUUCUGGCUGCACUGUCCGUGGUCGUGGGCACGCCCGUCGCCUGGGUCGUGCCGCCCUCGCGGUUCCCAGUCAUGACUGCCGGUGGUGGCAGUGGUGGCAGUGGUGGCAGUGGCAGCCCAAACGCCGACAGCGAACAGCGCCCCGCGACGGAGCCCAUCCGGGUGGCGCGGCGCCGCACCCACAUCUCGACGGCCAUGUUCGCCACGCCCGCCUUUUUGCUGUCCGUCGCCGCCGCCUUCUGCCAGUCCGCCGGCGCCCAGCUGCCGCUCACCUUUAUUCCCAGCUACAGUGUCGCCCUCGGUCUGUCGGCGGGCACCGGCGCCACGCUGCUGGCCGUCUCCAACAUUGUCAACGCCGUCGCGCGCGUGGCCACGGGCUACGCCGGUGACCGCUUCGGGCGGCUCAACGUGUUGGCCGUCAGCUUGGCUGUUGCGGCCGUCACCGUCGGCGCUCUGUGGGGGAUGAGUGUCAAGGAGGCGUCGGCGGUCGGUGCCACACCCGAGCUGCUUGCCUCCGUGUCGUCCUCUCCCUCCGCGCAGCUGUGGCUCGCCUUCAUCGUUCUGUACUCGGUGGCCGCCGGCGGGUACUAUGCGCUCUUCCCCGCCACCAUUGCCGACGUCUUUGGCAUCCGCAGCUACGCCGCCGUCAACGGCUUCAUUUACUUUGUGCGUGGCUGCGGUACGAUGGUGGGCAGUCCCGUGGGCGGUGUGUUGCUGGGCACAAGCAAGGCCGGUGGAAGCGCCGCCAGCAGCAGCAGCUAUGCAGGCGUGGUCGUCUGGGAUGGCACUCUUCUCGUCGGGUCGGCAGCGUGCGUGUUCGGCGUGCGGUGGGCGGAUGCGCUACGCCGCGGGUGGGUGUGGCGGGCAUAA
Molecule: messenger RNA, 1653 nt
Organism: Sporothrix brasiliensis 5110
Lineage: Eukaryota; Fungi; Ascomycota; Sordariomycetes; Ophiostomatales; Ophiostomataceae
Product: major facilitator superfamily transporter monocarboxylate
Exons: 1
Coding region: 1-1653 (550 amino acids)
Biological process (GO): transmembrane transport
Cellular component (GO): fungal-type vacuole membrane
Molecular function (GO): transmembrane transporter activity
Source: RefSeq, a predicted model, not a curated record